UCCAAAACAUCUGGCAUCUCUGAAACUCAGCUGAGCCUGAGCCAUGUUAUUACGAAAAUUAUAAGAUUACGAAGAUUACUAAACGAUUGCAAACUAUUUAAACAAAUUCUCAAAUAAUCAUAGUACAAAAUAAUUUCUACAUAACAUGUCUAAGUACAAAGAUCUAGUGCAGCUAUCGACUACGUACGCCCGGCGGAUGAAUCACCUUUCAAACCGGAUUUUCGGUGAAGUGACCCGGCCUACCAACUCCCAAUCGAUGAAGGUAGUGAAAAUGUUUAGCGAAGAACCAAUUCAUUGCCGAGAUUACGUGAAAAACUGGUACCCAAGGCACGUAGAAACGCAUUUGCUAGCGAUGAAACUACGGGAGUACGGUUUAUUCCGCGACGAGCAUCAGGACUUUAAAGAGGAAAUGAAAAGGCUACGAGCAUUGCGUGGUAAAGCUCCCCCCAAAAAAGGUGAAGGAAAACGUGCUAAAAAGUAACUGUACUUGAGGAGAAAUAAACAAACUUAUCAGUUAGUUGCUAGUUGGUAGAUUGUAAAA
Messenger RNA from Wyeomyia smithii (pitcher-plant mosquito), 541 nucleotides. RefSeq names its product 28S ribosomal protein S33, mitochondrial (gene mRpS33). The record is from RefSeq and is a predicted model, not a curated record. NCBI's taxonomy places the organism in Eukaryota, Metazoa, Arthropoda, Insecta, Diptera, Culicidae. The coding region runs from base 146 to 481 and encodes 111 amino acids. The transcript has a single exon. Gene Ontology annotation, cellular component: mitochondrion.